GGUAUGAGAAUGUGGAACCUUUCAAAAGGUUCAUUUUUGACAAUGCCCUCAUCGGCCUUGGAUUCGAAGGCAACCCUUUCACUUGGUCCAAUAAGCGCUCUAGUCCAAAUUUGGUUAGAGUUAGAUUGGAUCGGGUGUUGUGCUCGCCAUCUUGGAGAGUGAUGUUUGGAGAAGCGGUUGUAUUCCAUGAAAAGAUGGUGGCUUCUGACCAUUGCCCAAUUAGAAUUGAUUUCCACUAUCAAGGAAACAUAAGAAGAAGAACACCAUUCAGGGUGGAUGAAAGAUGGCUGGAAAAAGAGGGAUGCAAUGAGAUUGUUUGCAGGGAAUGGGAUCCAGGAGGACUAUCUAGCAAUCAGCUAAACAAAUGCGAGAGAGAACUUAAGGCAUGAGCGAAAGACUUCCAUAAGAAUAGUAUUCUUAGGGAGAGUGAAAUUGUGUCCAGACUUGAGAUUCUCCAUCAACCUCCACGUAUUCUAGAGAAUGUGGAGGAGGAGAAAGGCCUUACAUCAGAAUUGACCAGAAUUUGGCUCGAGGAGGAAGCCUUUUGGAGUCAGUGCUCUAGAGUUAUUUGGCUUAAAAAGGUGAUCAAAACACUUCAUUCUUCCAUUCUAGCACUAUUCACAGAAAGCAUAGAAACAGAAUCCUUCACCUUAAAGAUGAUAUGUGGAAUUGGGUUGAAGAUGAGGCAAGGCUGAAGGGUAUGUCAGUAAGGUUUUUCAAAGAGCUUUUCAAGGCUACAAAGGCACCAGGGCCAGACGGGUUCUCGAGUAAAUUUUACAGAAGAUACUGGGAUACUGUUGGUGAAACCCUCUGUAGAGAAGUAAAGGAUUUCUUUUAUUCAGCUAUUAUGCCUGGAGGGUGGAAUGAUACGCACAUUGUGAUGGUACCAAAGGUGGACCAUCCAGAGACAAUAGGCCAAUUUCGACCCAUCAGUUGCUGCAAUUUCAGGAAAAUCAUCUCAAAGAUUUUGGCUACCCGACUGAAGAAAUGGACUCCCUAUUUGGUCUCAGAGCUUCAGACAACAUUCACAGGCUGUCGCCUCAUCCAAGAUAAUAUCAUUAUCGUUCAUGAAGUUCUACACCAUUUCAAGAAUCACAAACUAGGCAACAUAAGGGAUAUGAUGCUGAAGCUAGAUAUGAAAAAGGCUUAUGACAUGGUUGAGUGAGAGUGUCUGGAGACUCUCCUAAGGCAAUAUGGGUUCAAUGAGAGAUGGUGCAAAUGGGUCAGCGCUUGUAUCCGUACGGUCAGUUUCUCAGUAUUGUUCAAUGGAGAAGCCUCAGAGAGCUUUUAUCCCUCGAGAGGCAUUAGACAAGGAGACCCUCUAUCCCCUUUUCUUUUCAUCCUUAUGUCUAAUGCUCUCAGAUUCCUGGUUGACAAAGCAGUUAUAGAAGAACGGAUCAAGGGAAUUAAGCUCAACUCGAGAUGCCCUACUCUCACUCACUGUCUUUUUGCGGAUGACACAAUCACAUUUGGGAAAGCUAACAUCCAAGAGGCUGAAAGAAUUUUGGAGGUCAUCAACGACUAUGAGGCAAUCACUGGUCAAGAAGUCAACAUACACAAAUCCUCUAUUUUUUCAGGGCGAAUGUUCCAGCUGAAGAGAAGAAUGAUAUCAUUAAUCACAUUGGAUUUGCGUCCUCCAACUUCCAUUCAAAAUAUCUUGGAGCCCCGACAGAACAGGGAAAUUCAAAGAAGGAAACAUUAUACUCCCUUAUCCAAAGGAUGGAAAAGAUGGGGGAAGCAUGGAAGAGCAUGCUUCUCUCACAUGGAGGAAAGGCAGUCCUCCUCAAGUCGGUUAUUCAGGCUAUCCCUUCUUUCAUCAUGUGCCUCUUCCUUCUACCAGUGUCCCUGACGAAGAAAAUGGAUUCUCUUCUUUUCAAUUUUUUCUGGUCAGGGUCGAUGCAAAAAAGCAAUCUUCACUGGUGUAGGAAGGAUGUUCUCUGUACCCCAAAAUCAGAGGGAGGGUUGGGUUUUCGAAGCUUUAGAGAUUUCAAUACGGCCCUGCUUGCCAAACAAGCCUGGAGGCUUAUGAACAACACUGAUUCACUUUGGAGUCGUCUCAUUAAAGGACUUUACUUCCCUAGAGGCAACUUUCUCUCAGCUAAAAAAGGAAGCAAACCAUCAUUGAUCUGGGCGAGUCUAUGGGAGUCCAAGAAAGUCAUUGAUCUAGGAGCUGCUAAAGUGAUUGAAUCGGGUGAGGAUACAUGGAUUGAUCAAGAUCCUUGGAUUCCCUUCCUUCAUAAGGCGAGCAUUCAGAGUGGUCUACAGAACCACGCAAGAGUCAGUACCUGUAUUGAUCCGGAAAGCAGAAAGUGGAAUGAUGAUUUGAUCCAGGGACAAGUUUCUUCUCCAUAAAGGGAUGCUAUUUUGAGAGUUCCGAUUGGGGAGGAGGACGCCAAGGACUUCUGGCGUGGAGAUUUAAUGAAGACGGAAAGUUUAC
This is a messenger RNA of Linum trigynum, 2437 nucleotides long. NCBI's taxonomy places the organism in Eukaryota, Viridiplantae, Streptophyta, Magnoliopsida, Malpighiales, Linaceae. The record is from the annotation of a GenBank genome assembly.